Myotis myotis is the source of this 4414-nucleotide messenger RNA. RefSeq names its product WASP like actin nucleation promoting factor (gene WASL). Gene Ontology annotation, biological process: actin filament organization. The transcript has 12 exons. The record is from RefSeq and is a predicted model, not a curated record. NCBI's taxonomy places the organism in Eukaryota, Metazoa, Chordata, Mammalia, Chiroptera, Vespertilionidae. Gene Ontology annotation, cellular component: endoplasmic reticulum membrane; nucleus; cytoplasm. Bases 330 to 1886 code for a protein of 518 amino acids. Gene Ontology annotation, molecular function: microtubule binding; actin binding.
ACACUGGAGGACCCAACCUUCCCUGACUUGUCCAUGAGCAGAGCGAUCAGCCCACUCUGCCAUAUUGCCCCAGCCCCUCCACCAGUGGAACAGCACCCAGCCUACUUCACCCCUUCCACCAGAGAACAGUGCUCAGUCCUCCCUGCUAUCUUGACACGUGGCCCACCUGGACACAGGGACCUGCUGCUCUAACCAUUUGACACCACCUGGUAGAUGUGACCUGACACCCCCAUACACACAGACCUGCCACAGCGAUCCUGGUGUCUAACCUGGAACCACCAUAUUGGACCCACUGCUGCAACCCAGCAUGGCCAGUCACCUCUGGAUGCAUGUACCUGCCCCUGCUACCCUUGUCUGCCUCGCCGGGUGCACCAGACUACUGGACUGCUAAAAUGAAGAGGCAAAGAAACAACCCCCAAAUGAAAGAAGCGGAGAAAUCACCAGAAAAGGAACUAAAUGAAAUGGAGACUAUGUCUUCAGCAGUGGUACAGUUAUAUGCAGCAGAUCGGAACUGUAUGUGGUCAAAGAAGUGCAGCGGUGUUGCUUGUCUGGUUAAGGACAAUCCACAGAGAUCUUAUUUUUUAAGAAUAUUUGAUAUCAAGGAUGGGAAACUAUUGUGGGAGCAAGAACUAUACAAUAACUUUGUAUAUAAUAGUCCUAGAGGAUAUUUUCAUACAUUUGCUGGAGAUACUUGUCAAGUUGCUCUUAAUUUUGCCAAUGAAGAAGAAGCAAAAAAAUUCCGAAAAGCAGUUACGGACUUGUUGGGCCGACGACAAAGGAAAUCUGAGAAAAGACGAGACGCCCCUAAUGGUCCUAAUCUACCUAUGGCAACAGUUGACAUUAAAAAUCCAGAAAUCACAACCAAUAGAUUUUAUGGUCCACAAGUCAGCAACAUCUCCCAUACCAAAGAAAAGAAAAAAGGAAAAGCUAAAAAGAAGAGAUUAACCAAGGCAGAUAUUGGAACACCAAGCAAUUUCCAGCACAUUGGACAUGUUGGUUGGGAUCCAAAUACUGGCUUUGAUCUGAAUAAUUUGGAUCCAGAAUUGAAGAAUCUUUUUGAUAUGUGUGGAAUCUCAGAGGCACAACUUAAAGACAGAGAAACAUCAAAAGUCAUAUAUGACUUUAUUGAAAAAACAGGAGGUGUUGAAGCUGUUAAAAAUGAACUACGAAGGCAAGGUCCCCCACAAUGGAGUGCACCACCACCUCCUCCACCAUCAAGGGGAGGGCCUCCUCCACCUCCUCCCCCUCCACAUAGCUCAGGCCCUCCUCCCCCUCCUGCCAGAGGAAGAGGCGCUCCUCCUCCACCACCUUCAAGAGCUCCCACAGCUGCACCUCCACCACCACCUCCAUCCAGGCCAGGUGUAGGAGUCCCUCCACCGCCGCCAAAUAGGAUGUAUCCUCCGCCACCUCCAGCCCUUCCCUCCUCAGCACCUUCAGGGCCUCCGCCACCUCCUCCACCUCUGUCUGUGGCAGGGUCAGCAGCACCGCCCCCACCGCCUCCACCGCCGCCACCACCCGGGCCACCACCUCCCCCUGGCCUCCCUUCUGAUGGUGACCAUCAAAUUCCAAAUCCUUCAGGAAACAAAGCAGCUCUUUUAGAUCAAAUCAGAGAGGGUGCUCAGCUAAAAAAAGUGGAACAGAACAGUCGACCGGUGUCUUGCUCUGGGAGGGAUGCACUUUUAGACCAGAUCCGACAGGGUAUUCAACUAAAAUCUGUAUCUGAUGGCCAAGAGUCUACACCACCAACACCUGCACCCACCUCAGGAAUUGUGGGGGCCUUAAUGGAAGUGAUGCAGAAAAGGAGCAAAGCCAUUCAUUCUUCAGAUGAGGAUGAAGAUGAAGAUGAAGAAGAAGAUUUUGAAGACGAUGAUGAGUGGGAAGAUUGAUCUAUAUAUUAUAUAUAUAUUUUUAAGGUGAAAUACUAAACACUACUUUCUGUCUAUGGAUUCUGUAAAAUUACCAUGUAAAUGUUCUACCAAUUUGCUGUAUAUUUUUGUUGCCUUUUUUGCUUUUUUUUUUAUUAAUCUGUGCAAUACCUCAUUUAAUCUGUAAAGGUUUGUCAUAAUCCUCUACAAAGCUACUCCCUGUUCUUGUGUGCAAGUUUACACCAGGAUGCUCACUUAAUUUGUGAAUAUUUUUUCAUUCCAUCAACAAGGGAGUUUAAAUAUUAUAUGUGAGACUGACAAAAACCUUAAUGUAAUUUAGUUAUAAUGCCAGAAGGAAAACACUAUUUUCAUACCCUACUUUUUCUGUACCUAAAUUUUCUUAUUAAAAUCUAGUGUAGCACUACAUUCUUUUUAAGUGAUGCAAACCUUAGUUUAUUUAGCCCCUUUAUUUUGAACACAAUGCUAUAUGAAUGUUGAAGUUGAUACAUUGCACAGUUUUUAGACGUCACUACAAUGAUGCAGUUUCUCAAAUUUUAGCAAUAUGCUCUACAUAAAAUCACCACAGAAAUGCUAGUUAGGGAAAACAGUAACACACCUCUUACAGCAAUAUUGCCUGUUAUGUAAAGCAGCGGCAUUUGGAGGCUGGUAUCAUUAGGAGCCCUUACAUACCUGUACUUGAUUUGGCUCUUUUGGCAAAAAUUUUAAAAAUAAUUUUGGUGUUAUUCUGAAAUAAAUGUUAUUUAAAUUAUUGGAGUUUGGGGAAUCUUGUGAAUAAUUUUCAUAUGAACUGAAGUCAACUACAUUAUGGUUACUUUACUAUUUGGUUGUGUAUAGUAUAAAAAUUAGAACAUUAUAAAAAUUAUAUGAGUUUAAUAACUUUUAUUUUGCAGUUUAUAUCGAUUGAGAUAUUCAAAAAUAGCAGCCAUAAGAAUCUAAUCUACUGUUGAACCCAUUAUGCUUUUUUUAAGAAAUUUUUAUAAUUUCUCAAGGUUUUUAUCAAAUGUCAGGUGAAGGGUUACAUUUUUCUUAUAAGAUUGCUUUCCCCAAUGUCAAAUUUCUUGGGAAAAAAAAACAUAACUCAAUGACAGAUUUUUAAAAAAAAUAAAAUAAAAAUUUGCAACCUGUACAUUUGUUAUGCACAGAAAAAUGAUAUGUUAAAAUUAGGGUUUCCUUGCCUCUCUACAAUACACUAAUUGCCUAAAGGUGGUUUUCAUAUUUGUAACACUAAUUAUAAUACCUUCCUACUUUAAAUUUUAGAUAGAAAAAUUAUCUGAUUUAAAUAAGACAUUUUUUUUCUCACAUUGAGUCAUGCAGAAUGUAGUUCCAAAUGUAUUUCAUUACUGUAAUCACAGUAUCCAACUAAAAAUUAAGCUCUCUAGAAUUAUACCGACCCAAAUCUAGUAUUGGCAUGAUCUUGACAGGCUGGACCUGCAAGAUGUGGCUUGAAUUUUAACCAGUUAUCACAUAACUUCUAGUGAUCAUGCAUCUAGUUAUCAUAAGAAAUAAUUUAAAAGGUUUUGUUGCUAAAAGCAGUUAAGUGGUACAGUAAAACAGUUAAGUUAUUCAAAGAAUGUUACCUUCCUUGCAAGAGUAAUUUAAGCACAUGGGAAAGAUUCUAGAUCUAGACUUUUUGUUCUUGCAGAAACAGUGCCCUCUGCUGCUGGAAACCUUUUUCUGCUUACUAUAAUUUCUAUUGUGGCUUGAGCUCAGUUGAACCUGGUGUAGAUGAGGCUAGACAACUUACUAACCAAUAAAAUUAGGAAUUUGUGCAAAUGGUAAAUAGAACAUACUACUUAUUUUAAGUAAUAUCAAACAUUUUCCAUUUUUUUCUUUUCAACAUUAUAAAAAACACUUUACAUAUUCUAGAAAUGUCUUUAAGGUAAUGCCAAUUUAAGAUCUCUCUAACUUUUGGCCAAGGAAUUCAGGGUUUUCCGCUAACUGUGGUAUAAUAACUAUCAGGAGCUGCUCUGAGCAGAGGCUAUGAAUUCUUUGAGUUGUGAACACAAUUUUAAACACUUAAGAUGGGUAAGAAAUUUGCCAAAGGUAUUUGAGUUUAUUCUUCCUUAUUAAAGAAAAGGACUUGUUGUUGUUGUUGCACAAAGUCUAAGUUACUAUUGGUUGAAACACUGCAGCUGUGGAGUUCAGUCCGGGCAUGAGGACUGAAUCUGCGUUCAAUGUAAAGGUUGCAUGUUUCAGUCCUCCACCACCGUGCACUGUGGGCAGCACUGUACCUGUGCCUUGUCUGGAAGCCUCCUAUAUAUACUCCAGCUAAGUGAUUGUCUGACAGCCUUCGCAUUAACAAACCAGCAUGAGGCUUUUUAAUCUAAAUGCUACGUGAUAUAGACAAUUUCAGCUAGCCACAUAUUGUAUGUAUGAGAUUCAAAAUGACUUUCAAUCAUUCAUUUCCAUUUAUCAACUGAAUUUUUGUUUAGUAUGUGAAUUUCUUUUUGAAAUGUAUAGUGAAUAGGAUGUUGCACUGGUGGCAAUUCAUCAUGGAACAUAAUAAAAUUAAUUUGACCCAAAAAAUA